Messenger RNA from Podarcis raffonei (Aeolian wall lizard), 2651 nucleotides. RefSeq names its product BCL2 like 14 (gene BCL2L14). Gene Ontology annotation, biological process: regulation of apoptotic process. NCBI's taxonomy places the organism in Eukaryota, Metazoa, Chordata, Lepidosauria, Squamata, Lacertidae. The record is from RefSeq and is a predicted model, not a curated record. The transcript has 6 exons. Bases 257 to 1237 code for a protein of 326 amino acids.
GAAAUGACUGCUAGGCUAAAGUGUCCAGGCUCUUAGCUCCACCCCUUUUCAUUUCUCAGCAAACAAAGUUCCAAUAAGGAAGUGAAAGUGCCCUCGAAGCAGCUGGGCUCUUUGAGCUGGUUUCUUAUUCUCCUAAAGCUGAACUUAAGGUGGUGGGAGUAAAACAAGGAAGCGGACACAACACGGCGGCAUUCACAGGCCACCAACAAGUGAUCCUUUCGGGGGCUGUUUGUGAAACAUUAUCUGAAGGUGCAUCAUGAAUUUGACAAAUUCUUCCAGUAUGGAAGAAAUCCCUUUGGAUGAUGUCAAUAGGAGCAGCACAGAAUACAGAGUGCUUAUGGCUUAUGCGCAGCGUCGACUGUCCGCUAGCAAAUAUGGGCAUCUUUUAGAAAGGGAAGCGAAAGGCCAAGAGGGAUCAUCUCUAGGCAGAGAGAAGAGGCAAGGUAAGGAGAAGGCACAUCAAGGCUCGUCUCCCAAGGACCAAGGACAGCCGACCAGAGACAGGAGCAAGAAGAAGAAGAAGAAGAAGUCCCGUUGCAAGCACUUUCUCUUUCCUUCCUGUCUAAGGGCGCAAGCUAUAGAGGAUUCUGGGACGACGCUCAGAAGGGGUGAUGCUGUAAAUGGGCGUGCACUAAGCCUGCAGGCGGGUGUUGGAAGUUGUUCUGCUUUUUCACUAGAAGAGCAAGGCGAUUCAGACAUCAAUGUUGUGGUAGACAAGCUUGCUGAAAUAGUUGAUAAUUCCACGCCAUUCCCUAAAAGGACAGGAUUCAAAGCACUGGAACAGACUCUGAGCCUAGAAGCAGAUGGUGGGUGUGCCACCAAACCCGAAAAUGAAGAUGAGGUUGAAAAAGAUGAGAAAGAAAAGUUAAUAAAAGAAAUAGUUGCCUUGUUAAGAGCAUCAGGAGAUAAACUGCAGGAAAAGGUUCAAAACGACAGGACUUUCUUUCAGUGUGCCUCGGAACUGAUGUCCUAUGGAUUCUUCAGUAGAGUUGCUGAUCAGUUCCUAGAAGAGAUACCUGCAGACUCUACAGCAGACUCUGAGGUGCAAGCACAAAAAAUCAAAGUUGCUUUUGCUAUUGAAGUCAUAACUAGACUCACUGCUAUAGACAACCAUCCCAUGAACACCAUACUGGGCUUUGGAGCAAAAUACCUCAAGGAAAACUUCAGCCCUUGGAUCCAUAGUCAAGGUGGAUGGGAGAAAGCUUUAGGAUUACAAGACCAAGAAGAAGUAGAAUGAUGAAAGCCUGCGUCCUUCAUGAGACAUCUCUUAAUUUGGAACUGGGAUCGGGGAUGGCUGAAUAAUCACCCCCCCCUUAAAUCAAAAGACUUAGUUGGUUUCAUAUUGGCACUGAUAGUUCAGUGCAUGUGCAAUAAGAACAUGCUGCUUUUGCGAUGCUGGAGUACAUUUUGCAAGUCACAGCAGGUUGUGGCAUUUUUAGUCCUUUGGUUAACAUGCUUCAAUGGCACAUUGUUCGGGUGGAGAAACCUCUCAGUACUUUUGUGCAAGAGACAUCUUUGUAGGUGUAAAUGGAAAGUAAUCACAUAAUAAAACCUAUAUAUAAAAAUGGAGAUCUCAGGAGUAGAAUUGAUGGGUUCCGCAUGGGACAGGGCUCCUGGCUUUUUAAUGGGUGCUUGGAAGACAGAGAUUAGUCAGCUACAGUUUUUUCCAUUGCUGUAGCCCAGACUCACAGAUAAGUCUGUUUACAUUACAUUGUGUAGCAUCACUGAGCCAUACCACUUGAGACCUGGUGGGGUAACAGAAUAAUUGAAAGUUUCCCCCUGUGAAAAUUCCCUUGCAUUCAUUUCCAAUGAACCUCCUUCAUUGGAGGUUAUUAAGCAGAAGUCAGAUGGACUUCUGUCAUGGAUGCUCUAAUUGAGAUCCCUGUAUCGCAGGGGGUUGGACUAGAUGACCCUGGGAGUGACAGGAAUAGCUUGAAGCAGAAUAUGGAGGCAGGACAGCCAGAAAGUAGGUGCCCAGGCAGCAGCAGAAGAAGCAGAGCUUCUCCAAGCUCAAUUACUGUGAUGGUUGUGGUGGCUUUCAUUUUCUUCUCCUACCCCGACAAUCUGAAAAUGAAAAAGGAAGGGCCGGGAUGCAGGAGCCUCUCUAAGGCCAAUACAGCAUCAAUCAAGAGAAACUCCUGCUUAAUGACAGCCAGAGCCUUCCACAAAGCGGCCUUUCCCAGGAAGCUGCCGACAGGUCUAAGACCUGCUGUGUCACACGGCUUGGACCUCAACCUGGCAAAUGGGGAAGACUCCAGAGGAACUGUGGCAGUAGAGGGAAUCUAACCUGAUCCAGCUUAUCCCCCACUAGGAGCAACCUUUUGAGAUCACAACAGCUCACACAGGCAACCAAACAAAGAUCUUGCCACUACUGUGAUGCUGUUCUAAAGCAGCACAAGUAAAUAUGGUGUUACCUCGGGGGUGGGGGAGAUAACUGGAGGCAGAUUUCUGAGGUGAUAUUUGCACCCCUAGCCAGGCUGGUUUCACCAACCCCUAGGUAUGCCUCUGCACAUGUACAAACACAUAUAUUUAUAUUUGAGAGCCAGCGCAGCAUAGUGGUUAGAGCACCAGACUACUAGGACCUGGGAGACCAGGGUUUGAAUUCCCACUUGGCCAUGAAGCUCACUGGGUGACCUUACAUUUCAGCAGGU